GGAACAUAGUCGUUUGCUUGCCAUUUGUCCUGCUUUUGCGAGAAAUUUUAAAUAAAAAUAACGCUUUGAUAAUGUUUAGACUCUAGAGCGUUUUGUUCCAUCUGUACAUAUACACUGAAGUAUUUUUGUAAAUGUUAUUUUAUCGAUUUUUGUUUUUUACAAAACAAAUAAAGAAAAUUUACAUACUUGUAUUUACAGAUCACAUAUGCAGGUAUGAAUGUGGGACUGCUACAACGAUUGAAUACAAUAUAUUUCCAAAUAAUAUUUAAAUUGACUUAAAUAAAUGAGCAUGCUGGGAUUUGUUUACUUGGUCUUAAUAUUAGGUUGGAUAUUGAUUGUUCUAUUUUUGAAGUGUAAGAAAUCGAUUACACCUCAUAUUGGCUUAACAGAUAAUUACACAGAUGCUAUUGGAUCGGACCAACGUCGACCCUCUGUCCAUGUAAUACAACUGCAACGCGAUGAUUUAGAUAAUGAGGAUCAGUCAAUCGAUGCUUAUCAGCAACGAAGCAGUAGUUUAAGGCGCCAAUCUCAGCGCAUACCUUUAUCAGCUAUAGGUGAACGUAAUAUUGAAACCACAUAUCCUACAGAAGCUGUUGUUAAUCCAGCCUAUAUUCAUGAUGAAGAAUACAUUAUCAAUGCUCCUCCUCCAUCUUACGAUGAAGUCAUGAGGCAGCCGGAGAUUUAUCCAAAGGUCACUAAUAAAAUCUCCAGUGUAAAUAUUUGAUCUCAAAUGGCAGUCAAGAAUAUUUUCAUUUAAAUUUUUGUAAUUUCUGGAAAUUACAUCUGUGAUCUAUCAUAGCCCAAAUACGGUACAUGAUUUGAAAAGAUGGAUUACCACGCAGCUGAAACUGGACGGCGAAAUUCAGUGUUAUCCUACUUUAAAUAACAUAAACGC
Molecule: messenger RNA, 895 nt
Organism: Lucilia sericata (common green bottle fly)
Lineage: Eukaryota; Metazoa; Arthropoda; Insecta; Diptera; Calliphoridae
Exons: 4
Coding region: 284-724 (146 amino acids)
Source: RefSeq, a predicted model, not a curated record